AUGGAGGGCGGCGGCGCGGGGCAGGGAGCGUUUCCCUGCUCGCUCUCCGGAGCCGUCUCCUUGGAAUCGUAUUCGGGUGUCUGCCAGUCCCCGUUUCUGGAUAACAGGGAGCGGAGCGGCUUCUUCAGCCCAGACCACUGCGAGCCCGAGAGCCCCUGGGCCAGCAGCUCGGCCGCCACCACCCCCUCGACGCCCACGACGCCCACGACGGAGGGCGAGGGCGACGGGCUGUCCUACAACCAGCGCAGCCUGCAGCGCUGGGAGAAGGACGAGGAGCUGGGCGAGCUCUCCACCAUCUCGCCCGUCCUCUACGCCAACAUGAACUUCCCCAACCUCAAGCAGGAUUAUCCAGACUGGUCGAGCCGUUGCAAACAGAUCAUGAAGCUCUGGAGGAAGGUCCCCGCCACAGACAAAGCCCCCUAUUUGCAAAAGGCCAAAGAUAACCGGGCAGCUCAUCGCAUCAACAAGGUGCAGAAGGUACGUGCUGGAGCGGGGAGGGGCGACGUCUGCCCUGCGAGGUGCCGGCAUCUGAGCCUGGAGGGGGGACGUCUGCCCUGCGAGGUGCCGGUGGAGCCCGAUUUGGACGAUGACUUCGGCUCCCACAAGGACUUGGAAGAUGAUGACGAUUUGGCCAACCUGAGCCUGGAUCCGGAUGUGGCUAAAGGGGAUGACGACUUGGACAACCUGGACAGCCUGGAGACGGCAGACCCCCACCUCGACGACCUGCUGAACGGUGACGAGUUUGACCUGCUGGCCUACACCGACCCCGAGCUGGACACCGGCGACAAGAAGGACAUCUUCAACGAGCACCUUCGCCUGGUCGAGUCAGCCAACGAGAAAGCCGAGCGCGAAGCCCAGCUCAAGACAGAGCCGCCAGCGCCCAGCUUGAAGCUCCCCGACCCCGGGGACGGCAAAGACGCGGCCCCAUCUGUGGAGGACCGGGAGGUGCCCAAGGAAGGGCUGGUGCCUGGGGUGGGCUUGGGACCCGCUCCCUGCCCGACUGGCACCGCACUGGCGCCCGACCCGGCUUUCAAGGUGCAGGGCACGGAGGCGAAGGCGGGCUCGCUGCCCGCUGAUGUCAAGCCCAAGCUGGAGGACGGCUGCCUGAAGACCUCUCCCUGCCAGUUCACCGCUGGCGGCCCCGAGCGGGUCCCCGUCCCCGUCAUGUCGGAGGCCCUGCAGGGCACGGAUAAGAUCUCUGCCUCGCUGGGGCUGAGCCUCAAGUCCGGCCAGACCCUCCUGAGCCCCGGGGCCGGCCCGGCUCGCCUCGGCCUGACUCACUUCCCUAACAGCAGCCAUGCCGGCGUUCCUGUGCCGGGGAAGGACCCCUACGCCAGCCCUGGCCGCGGGCUGGCCCCUGCCCAGCUGGGCAGCCAGAGCAACCCCUUGCUGGAGAAGUUUGAGCUGGACGGUGGAGCCCUGGGCCUGGGCAGCGCCCGGCACUCACCGGCCGAUGACCUGGACAAGAUGGAGAGCUCGCUGGUGGCCAGCGAGCUGCCCCUGCUCAUCGAGGACCUGCUGGAGCAUGAGAAGAAGGAGCUGCAGAAGAAGCAGCAGAUGUCAGCCCACCUGCCCCGGAGCAACCUGGACAAGUUUGCGGCCGAGGACAUCAUGGACCCCAUUGCCAAGGCCAAGAUGGUGGCGCUGAAGGGGAUCAAGAAAGUGAUGGCUCAGGGCAGCAUCGGGGUGGCCCCAGGCAUGAACAGGCAACAGGUUUCCCUGCUCGCCCAGCGGCUCUCGGGGGGCCCGGCCGUCUCCGAGAUGCAGAAUCACUUGCUGUCGGGGAGUGGGCAGGAGCGGAGCAGCACUGACCCGACCCAGGCUCGCCCCAACCCACCCACCUUCGCGCAGGGCGUCAUCAACGAGGCCGACCAGCGGCAGUACGAGGAGUGGCUCUUCCACACGCAGCAGCUCCUGCAGAUGCAGCUGAAGGUGCUGGAGGAGCAGAUCGGGGCGCACCGCAAGUCGCGCAAGGCCCUCUGUGCCAAGCAGCGCACUGCCAAGAAAGCCGGGCGGGAGUUCCCCGAGGCCGAUGCCGAGAAGCUGAAGCUGGUGACGGAGCAGCAGAGCAAGAUCCAGAAGCAGCUGGACCAGGUGCGGAAGCAGCAGAAGGAGCACACCAACCUCAUGGCCGAGUACCGCAACAAGCAGCAGCAGCACCAGCACCAGGCCUCGGCCGUCAUGGCCCUGAGCCCCUCGCAGAGCCCCCGCCUCAUGUCCAAGCUCCCCGGGCAGCUGCUCUCGGCGCACGGCGUCCAGCAGCCGACGGGGGCCGUGGUGGGCACGCAAGGCCUUGGCCAGCAGCCGGGGCAGCCCGGGGGGCUGCGCCUGCCCCAGGGCGGCGUGUCCAUGGCCGUGCAGCAGGGCCUGUCCUUCAUGGGUCAGCAAGCCGUGGGGAACGCCCCGGUGCCCGGCACCUCCAACGCCUUCUUCGCCGGGAACCCCGCGCUCCGCGGGCUGGCUGCCGACAGCCGCAUGAUGCAGGAGAGGCAGCUCCAGAGGAUGCAGCUGGCCCAGAAACUGCAGCAGCAGAACAUGCUGGGACAAGUGUCACUGCAGCAGCAGCCGGGUGUGAUGGGACAGGCGUCCAUGCAGCAACAGGGCGUGAUGGCGCAGGCGUCGAUGCAGCAGCCGGGUGUCAUGGCACAGGCGUCAAUGCAGCAGACAGGUGUGAUGGGACAGGCGUCGAUGCAGCAGCCGGGUGUCAUGGCACAGACGUCGAUGCAGCAACAGGGCGUCAUGGCACAGGCGUCGAUGCAGCAGCCGGGUGUCAUGGGACAGACCUCGAUGCAGCUGCAGGGCAUCAUGGCACAGACACCGAUGCAGCAGCCGGGUGUCAUGGGACAAGCUUCAAUGCAGCAGCCGGGUGCCAUGGCACAGGCGUCGAUGCAGCAGCCGGGCGCUAUGGCACGCCUGCCGGUCCCCUCAGCGUCUCUGAUAUCCCAAACGUCCAUGCAACAACCAGGCGUCAUGGGACAAGCCUCGAUGCAGCAGCCCGGCGUCAUGGCGCAGACGUCGAUGCAGCAGCCCGGUGCGAUGGGCCAAGGCUCGAUGCAGCCGGCAGCCAUGGUGGGGCAGCCCAGCCUGUUGGGGCAGCAGCAGCCGCCGGCGCCGGCCCCGCAGCCGGGCGCGGUGGGGCAGCCCAUGGUGCCGAAGCAGCCGGGGUUGAUGGGGAGCCAGCAGAGCCUGCUGGUGCAGCAGCUCUCGCCCCAGCAGCAGCCGGGCUUGUUGGGCCACGCGCAGACGCCGGGGCUGCAGCACCAGGCGGUGCUGGGCCACCCCCCGCCCCAGCGCCAGGUCCUCCUGGCCCCUCACCAGCAGCGGGUGCUGGGCGCGCCCCCACAGGCGAUGGAGAGUGACGAUGAGAGCGACUCCCCUGACAGCAUCGUCCCCGCCUCAUCCCCCGAGAGUGUGCUGGGCGAGGAGCUGCUCCGCUUCCCCCUUCUCAGCGAGGCCAAGCCGGAGCUGGAGGAGAUGGAGAGUGACGACGAGAGCGACUCCCCUGACAGCAUCGUCCCCGCCUCAUCCCCCGAGAGUGUGCUGGGCGAGGAGCUGCUCCGCUUCCCCCUGCUCAGCGAGGCCAAGCCGGAGCUGGAGGAGCGCGUGCUGUCCCCCAUCAUCCCCAUCAUCCCCCGGGCCAGUAUCCCAGUGUUCCCCGACACGAAGCCCUACGAGGCCCCGGAGCCCUUCGGGGCCCCCCCUGGGAAGGUGGGGGUGGCAGGCCCAGGCGCCCCAUGGGAGAAGGGCAAGAGCAGCGAGGUCUCCGUCAUGCUGACAGUGUCCGCCGCAGCUGCCAAGAACCUCAACGGGGUGAUGGUGGCCAUGGCGGAGCUGCUGAGCGUGAAGAUCCCCAGCUCCUACGAGGUGCUGUUCCCGGAUGGCCCCGUGCGAGCGGCCGUGGUCGAGGCCAAGAAGGUGGAGACAGACAUGGCUGGGGUGCUCGGUGGCAAGGAGAAGGCGGCGCUGGCCGGGAAGGUGCCGGACAGCAGCUCCGAGUGGCUGAAGCAGUUCGACGCAGUGCUGCCGGGGUACAGCCUCAAGGGCGAGCUGGACCUCCUGACGCUGCUCAGACAGGAGAGCCCUCCGCCCCGCUUCAAGCCGCGCUCGCGGCCGCCGGAAGAUGGGGACGAAGCGCGGCCCCGGCUAAAGAAGUGGAAGGGGGUGCGGUGGAAACGGCUGCGCUUCCUCGUCACCAUCCAGAAAGGGGGGGCCAAGCGGGACGGCGACAAGGAGAUCGCGGAGUUCAUCGACAAGCUGGGCACCACCCUGCGCCCCGAAAAGGUGCCGCGGGACCUGCGCAAGUGCUGCUUCUGCCACGAGGAGGGCGACGGGGCUACGGACGGGCCGGCCCGCCUGCUCAACCUCGACCUCGACCUCUGGGUCCACCUCAAUUGCGCCCUGUGGUCCACGGAGGUCUACGAGACGCAGGGAGGGGCCCUGAUCAACGUGGAGGUGGCCCUGCACCGCGGGCUGCUCACCAAGUGCUCCCUGUGCCAGAAAACCGGCGCCACCAACAGCUGCAACCGCAUCCGCUGCCCCAGCGUCUACCACUUCGCCUGCGCCAUCCGCGCCAAGUGCAUGUUCUUCAAGGACAAGACCAUGCUGUGCCCCUUGCACAAGCUGAAGGGCCCCUGCGAGCAGGAGCUGAGCAGCUUCACCGUCUUCCGACGCGUCUACAUCGAACGGGACGAGGUGAAGCAGAUCGCCAGCAUCAUCCAGCGCGGCGAGCGGCUCCACAUGUUCCGCGUGGGCGGGCUGGUCUUCCACGCCAUCGGGCAGCUCCUGCCGCACCAGAUGGCCGACUUCCACAGCGUCACGGCCCUCUACCCCGUGGGCUACGAGGCCACACGCAUCUACUGGAGCCUGCGGACCAACAACCGCCGCUGCUGCUACCGCUGCACCAUCUGCGAGAACAACGGCCGCCCCGAGUUCGUCGUGCAAGUCAUUGAGCAGGGCCUGGAGGAUCUGGUCUUCUCCGACUCCUCGCCGCAGGGCAUGCUGACCAUCACCGACUUCAUCAACAUCCUGCACCGCUACUACAAGUCGCCCAUGGUGCAGAUCUAUGAGCUGGAGGAGCACAAAGUGGAGACGUGGAGAGAGGUCUACUUACAAGACUCCUUCAAGCCACUGGUCUGCAUCUCCCCCAACGCCAGCCUCUUCGACGCCGUCUCCUCCCUGAUCCGGAACAAGAUCCACCGCUUGCCCGUCAUCGACCCCAACUCGGGGAACACGCUCUACAUCCUCACCCACAAACGCAUCCUCAAGUUCCUCAAACUCUUUGUAAGUCCCGUCCCUGCCCGCCGGCGGGGGCCGCCCUGA
This is a messenger RNA of Aptenodytes forsteri (emperor penguin), 5319 nucleotides long. RefSeq names its product histone-lysine N-methyltransferase 2D. Gene Ontology annotation, cellular component: MLL3/4 complex; nucleus. Gene Ontology annotation, biological process: positive regulation of transcription by RNA polymerase II. Gene Ontology annotation, molecular function: transcription coactivator activity; histone binding; histone H3K4 methyltransferase activity. The record is from RefSeq and is a predicted model, not a curated record. NCBI's taxonomy places the organism in Eukaryota, Metazoa, Chordata, Aves, Sphenisciformes, Spheniscidae. Bases 1 to 5319 code for a protein of 1772 amino acids. The transcript has 22 exons.